This is a messenger RNA of Bombyx mandarina (wild silkworm), 872 nucleotides long. Its product is annotated as ribonuclease kappa. Gene Ontology annotation, biological process: nucleic acid metabolic process. Gene Ontology annotation, molecular function: RNA endonuclease activity. NCBI's taxonomy places the organism in Eukaryota, Metazoa, Arthropoda, Insecta, Lepidoptera, Bombycidae. The record is from RefSeq and is a predicted model, not a curated record.
CAAUGCACGAUCAUGUGAGAAUCCAUUUUUAGUCCCUAGUUGACAGCUAGUGGUCGAUAUUUAGUAUUAAAGAUUUUAAUUAUUUAGCUCAAAAAUUGUACAAAAUGGGCUGCAAACUAUGUGGACCAAAAUUGUCGCUUUGUGGCCUAGUUUUGAGCGUAUGGGGCAUCAUUCAGUUGACGUUGAUGGGCGUCUUUUAUUAUAUUCGAGCUGUCGCUCUGCUGGAGGAUCUACCAUUUGAUGAGAAAAAUCCGCCUCAUUCUAUCGAAGACUUCGUCAUUGAAGUGGAAAAAGGAUAUACCCUGAAUGCACAAAAUUGUUGGAUUGCGGCAUUGUUGUACUUGAUUACACUGGUUGUGUCUGGACAUCAAUUUUGGCUGAAUAAUCGUUCCUCAGUUAGUAUGUAAUAUUGAAGGAGUUGUUAUUUUUGCUGUUAAUUCCAUUCCAUUAUAAAAUUGUUUUUUCUUUUGCCAGAAACAGGUUGCUAUAUGUAAUUAUGUCUGUAAUUAAGUUGUGUUUCUAUCAAUUGACAAUAUAGGUAAACAUAGCUAGCUACAUAUUACUCAAACUAUUAAAACAUCGUCAUCGUCAGCCUGUAUCUCUCCACUGCUGGAUGUAAACCUCUCCCAUAGUCCGCCACAAUGAACGAUCCUCUACCUUUCGCAUCCAAUUUUUUCCAGCAUAUUGCCACAAGUCAUCAGCCCACUUAUGAAACAAACUUUUUUAAUUAUUUUAAAAUUAUUUUUGAAAUUGGAAUGAAUUAUCUACUUCAAUUUAGAUGAUUGGAAUAGUAACAAUAAAAAAUAUUAUAUGCUGUUUAAUUUUGUGUAAAAAUACAUGAAUUGUUAAAAUAAGUAUAAGUAUUACUUCCA